Messenger RNA from Peronospora farinosa, 477 nucleotides. The record is from the annotation of a GenBank genome assembly. NCBI's taxonomy places the organism in Eukaryota, Oomycota, Peronosporomycetes, Peronosporales, Peronosporaceae.
AUGUGGAAGAUUCUAGAGGCUGUGUCUUUACCAAAACAAGAAACUCAACCUCCACAGCAGCCAACGGUAGCGCCAUCUCCAAUUGGUGCCGCUCCACCAGCUAGUACUCCUCAGUCUCCAUCGGAGACAGGGCUUGGUGCCGUAUACACGCCGACGCACAUCACCAUUACACGCGUGGAUGGCCAAAUGAAGCGCACUGUGGCAGUGACGGAGGUGAUGGACCAGCUUCUUCACUACACGCAACAGAACUCACAGCUUUUGAUGGUGCAAGAGCAACUGGGCCACGCGAACCGCAGUUUGCAGGACCAAUUGCAGCGCAGUGCUGAAAUUAUCAACGGUUUGCAGAAUGAGGUGACGCUUUUCCGGCAGAUGUGUCUGAAUAUGCAGGCCGAGUUGUCGCUGCUUCGCUCCAACGCCGCUCCAGAUGCUGGAAACAAUCUGCAAACACACCAUCGUCCACCACCUGGCAUGUCCUGA